AAACUGAAGAACUCGGUUCACAAUCCUCUGGCAAAAAAACUAUUGAGUUUUCAGAAAGACUAAACUCUAAAAAAAUGAAUGUGUCAGAUGAAGUGAGGAGCUCAGGUUCAUCUGAGGAUGUAAACGAAGACACUUACAUACUACAUUACAGUGAAUCAGAUAAAGACUCAACUAUGGUAACUGAUGAUGAUGAUAUUGACCUUAUGCAGAGCAGGACCAAAGGUUCAAAAGUUUUGAUAAGUCAUGGCGUUUCUGAGAAUUCGGACUGGAUAAACAAUAGCAAAAAUGGACAUUUGGUCAUGUCGAGCAAUGGUUUGGACAAAAAAAAAUCCCAUGAUGAUGAAAGCACAAGUGUUUCACAGAACAUAAUGCUAGCAAAGAAAAUUCCUACCAUAGAUUUAACAGCAGAAAAUGUUGAUGAAAAUAUUAUUCAUGAGAGUAACUCAGGGCAAAUAUCUAAAGCAAAUCUUCAUCAAAGCAUUGUAAAGGAAGAUUGUGUCUUGGUCAUUAGUCCCAGUUCUACAAGGAAAUGCUCUAAAAGGAGACUAAAACAGACAUGUCCAUCAAAUUCAUCAGGUAACAGUCCAAAGGGAGUUACACUAUGGGAGCAAAGUAACUCACCUGUUAAAACACCAGCACUGCCGCUUGACACACGGAUCUCUCCCCAAAAACUCAGACCUUUAGCUCCUAAACCUGAAACCCCAUCAAAAUUAAACUCCCCUGGAUACAUUCCUCUUCCCAAAAUGAGUCCCAGAAGAAAGGAGCUCAACAAACAAGUACGCAACCUUCUGCCCAAGUCUUUUAUCUUUGAAGCCAAGACACCAUCCCCAACAAAGAAUGCGGCUCUCCUGUUGAAGAAGAAGGCCACCCUGGUAUGUCAGCAGAGAAGCCCUGUCAAGAUUCUACCCAAAGCCCCUCAGCCAAUUGUUUCCCCUUCAAAGCCGAGGCCUCGAGUCACAGUAACACCCUCAAGAAUGUAUACCAGAUCUCAGCAUGUCAAAACUAAAACUGCAGGUGAAUAAAAAAAAUAGAGAAAUUUUGUCUGUAACUUAUCAAAUUCAAGAAAACUUCGUCUUUCUGUAUUUAAUGAAAUUAAAAGCUAAAAAAAUAUGAAGUAGAAUUUUAAUUGGUGUCAUCUGAAUUACCCCAAUUUUUCUACUUCUUGCAUUACAUAUUUUUACAAGAGUGAAUUGUUUAUUUUUGUAUUGCUCAUUUAUGAUUUUUAUGCUUCAUUGAUCUUUUUACAAAUGAGAAAAUAAUAACCAAGAAUUCAGGCAAGUUUUAAAACACUUAUUUUAUUUGUGUAUUAACCAUCCAGGGAUUAUAUUAGUAAGAAAAUAAAACCAUAUACCACUUACUUAAGUUGAAAUAAGAGCAGACAUUGUUUGCCAUUAUUCAGUCUGUGUUCAUCAACAUUCAACAAACAUUUGUUUGCAAAAAUCAUUUUUCAAAUAGCAAUUUUUUGGGGGUAUGAGUAUGAAGAAGAAAGGUUCAUGAUUAAAUUUGAUGAUUAUCAAUGAAAGUGAACAUAGAUGAAGUAGUUAUAAAUUGAUUGCUUGAUCUGUACAUAAAUAGUUGUUGCAGCCCAGAACAUUAGCCAAGAGGACUUCAAGAAAAAAGAUACGCUUGCAGGAAAAGAUAGACCAG
Messenger RNA from Lymnaea stagnalis (great pond snail), 1647 nucleotides. Lineage: Eukaryota; Metazoa; Mollusca; Gastropoda; Lymnaeidae. The record is from the annotation of a GenBank genome assembly.